AUGGCAGAUGCCGACCCCUCUGUGACGGACGCCUCCGAACACAAACCCUUGCCUUCCAAAGAGAAAGAAGAGGACGAGAAGAGGAAGCAAGCCGAGCACGAGGCACGGGCGCGCGACGCAAAACGAAAGGAGGAGGAGAAGCGGCGCUUAGAAGAGGAGGCCAGGGAAAAGGAGCGGCUUCAGCGUGAGGAGGAAUCCAAGAAGCUUGCCGAGGCAGAAGCCCGGAAGCGAGAAGAAGAGCAGCGACGGAAGGAAGAGGAGGAACGGAAGCGGAAGCGGAAGGAGGAAGAAGAGCGGCAGAGACGGGAGGAAGAAGAGCGCAAAGCACGAGAGGAAGCGCAAAGGCGACGGCUGCUGGAAGAACAGAAGAAGAAGCGGGAGGAAGAGGAGCGGAGGAGGAAGGAGGAAGAAGAGAAGAGGUUGAAGGAGGAAGAGGAGCGGAAGAGACGACAAGAGGAAGAGCGGUUACGCCGGGAGAAGCUGGAGCGCGAAGCGGCUGAGGAGGCCAGACGCAAACGCGAAGAGGAGGAGAGGAAGGAGCAGGAACGCAGGGAGCGCGCUCUUCGGGAGGAGAUGGAGCGGAGGAGAGCGGCGAAGGAAGCCGACCAACGGCGGAUACGUCUCGAGCAAGAGCGUGCCCGGCUGGCGAAGUUACCACCGGUCUUGCGCUGGCUGGACGGCGCUGUCAACCCGAAGCUGGCCGAGGUAGCAGAGAAGUUCAGCAUCAUGCAGGGCGUUCGAUACGAUUGCAUCAAACCGGAGGCGAACGGAACUCGCGACGGCAGGGAACAGUGGUUACUCAACACGCAGGUAGCCCUGCUUCUCGGGGAGAAGGAUUUAGACCUCUCGCGAUACACUGGCUGGGCUCGGAUACCCGCCUCGCCCGUCGCCAAGCGCGCCAUCUGGCGACUCGAGUCAGAUCGGUAUGCGCUCACAACGCCGAGCCUCUUCGAGCUGGGUGAACAGCUCCAGGGCUACUAUCAAGGCAAUGACCCCCGCCGCCUGGGCUAUCGCACGCUUGAGAGUCUCCGAGCCGAAGCGUGGGAGAAGUUUGCUGCCAUGGACAUGUUUUUCGUCAAGGCCUCCGACUUCUUAUUCAUCAUCCCUACGAUUCAGCAUCUUCGCAACGUAAGGCUUACGAUGGCGUACUGCGAGCUCCCAGAGAACGAGAUGCAGUGCGCAAGUUGGACACCUCGCCAAAAGUGGAGGCACGACCCUGAUGCGGACGGCCUCGGCGGGUUUGCACCGAGCAACAAACACUACAUCAACGGCGAACUUGUCUCGGAAGAUAAGCCGAGCCUCGCAGAGGCGAGCCCAUCGCCUUUCCGGAGACAGCGGCUGUCGCGUCGUGGCUUUGGGGCGGUCUCGCGCGAGAACUCAACCUCGACCAGGCUCUCCAAGGAACAGGGCCUGGACAGCCCAAUGGUCGAUGCUGAGUCGCCAAUUAUGCCGAACGGUGUGCACGCAUCCCCUUCGGGCGCCCCGUCCGAUGCGGAGACAACGGCUGUCAAUGGCCGGAGAUGGCCAACGCUGGUCACGCCAACGACGAAUGGAGCCGGGAACCAUCCAAUCUCCCCAACCUCUGAGGCCGAGGCUACACAGGCUCGGCCGCUAGUCAAUGGCACUCAUGACACGGUUCACAACACCGACUAAGUGGUGUCAGUUGGAGGUUUCUGCGUGAACUCAUGGUGUACUCGGCCCAUCAGUCUCGUUUGUUUCAUGAGACCGCAUUGAGAGAACCAACCGGGGGUGUGCCGGCUUCAAGAAUGAAGUUGGACGCUGCUUUCUCAAGACGUUUCCUUACGGAAGGACCCGGGGGGGGCGGGCCAAAGCGGGGAGAGGCCUGCCCCCUGGAAACCGCGACCCGUGGCCGUCUAGCGGCGUCGUCAUUUGAUUUUCAUCAGAUUACUGGGGAGGAGCGGGUGUUCUUGCUAUAGAUGUACAUACAGUGUUCAUGCGGGUUCGCGUUGGUCCUCACGAUGGAAAUCCUCGCGGUCUGGAGGGUGGUGGGGUAGGGGGCGAGCGCGGCGGUUUUGCCACCAGUUGACGGUGGCUUGGGGCACUCGGUCUUGGUUUGCGUGUGGGUUGAGGUUUCCCAUGUACUUGUACGUAACGUGAAGUAUACGCCAACGAGCAAGCCUCAUGACUAAGCAUCUUAUCGUUC
Thermothelomyces thermophilus ATCC 42464 is the source of this 2164-nucleotide messenger RNA. RefSeq lists its product as uncharacterized. The coding region runs from base 1 to 1653 and encodes 550 amino acids. The record is from RefSeq and is a predicted model, not a curated record. Lineage: Eukaryota; Fungi; Ascomycota; Sordariomycetes; Sordariales; Chaetomiaceae. Gene Ontology annotation, cellular component: nucleoplasm. The transcript is spliced from 3 exons.